Messenger RNA from Cotesia glomerata, 1282 nucleotides. RefSeq lists its product as uncharacterized. The transcript is spliced from 2 exons. Bases 376 to 705 code for a protein of 109 amino acids. The record is from RefSeq and is a predicted model, not a curated record. Lineage: Eukaryota; Metazoa; Arthropoda; Insecta; Hymenoptera; Braconidae.
UGCGGACAUGAGCAAUCAGUUCUCGACAGGACUUUAUCCGAGCAGGAUCUCACGGCGCUAAAUAAAAAAAAAGAUAUUACAAAAAAUCCUUAUUUCUUCUUAUAUAAAAAUAAACAGUCAGUUAUAAAAAAUCAUAGAUAGUAAAAAAUAAAAACAAUAUUAAAAGCCACAUGUGACAAUGGCAAUCAUCAUCAGGAAUCCAGUGUUGACAUUAAUAACGUUUACCUGGACCUUACCUAACAUUACUCGGAUUUUCUCCACAACGUAGAUGUAAACAUUGGCGCCAAGGUGUAGGCGCCGUCACAUUAACUUUAAAAAUCUAAACUAGAUAAAUUUUUGCACUAAAAAAUUAACAAAAUUAAUCUAAUAAUUUACAUGGAGACGGAUUAUGUUGACGAAGCUCAGCGACGGCUGGAAAAUAUUCUCCGACGUGCUCGACAUUUACGUUUACCAACGCGGGAAAUCUUGACAACACGUCCGGCGAAGAAACUCCUGACACGUACGAAAAAUGCACAUGCUUGGGUGGUUUUUCUUGGAACUUUUUUAAUACUUUUAAGUGGACUUAUUUAUUUACGUUGGACGACUCCGGAUGGAGAUACUAUCCGUACAGUUAUCAGGAAACCAUGUGGUCCCAAGGUAUCUGGGAAAUUCUCAGAAAGAGUUGCAGCACUUUUGUACACUUCUUCAACCCAAGACGACUGCUAGUGCUGUUGGUGCUGUGCAAUGCUGACAGGAUCGAUCUGCAAAAACGCUGAGUGUGAAUUGUCAACGGAAAACAAUGUAUAUACAAGAAAUGCCGGCACAAAACUCUUUAUGCUUUAGUAACAGAGCAAGAAAUAUAAAAAGAAUAUAACAAGAGAUAAGAAAUAAAUAAAUAAUAACAAUAAUAAUUGUAGAGGCAAAAAAUAUCUGGCUUUCCGACAACAACGGCUAUGACAACCAAGACAACGGCUCACAAGAGACUCGUGAUUUUAUUGUUAUACUUCCACACAAGUUAUACAUCUCAAAGUGUCUUCUUGUUGGUGAUGAAUCAGCAGCACAAUGAUUAGAAAUAAAAUUUAACUUUUUAUUAUUAUAUAAUCACGUUUUAAUACUAUAAUCGAAAAUUCAAUUUUUUGAAGACAGUAAAAGUAUUUAACCCGUAGUGGUCACACUUCUUAAAAAUAACGUAGUGGUCAUACUGGGUCUAAUUGACCCCAUUCACGGAAAAAAUUGUUGAUAUUUGCGUUCUUUUCAAUAUUUUCACUCAAGCUGUAGAUGAAAAUAAUUUUUAACACUUCCG